This is a messenger RNA of Mollisia scopiformis, 1482 nucleotides long. RefSeq lists its product as uncharacterized. NCBI's taxonomy places the organism in Eukaryota, Fungi, Ascomycota, Leotiomycetes, Helotiales, Mollisiaceae. The record is from RefSeq and is a predicted model, not a curated record. Bases 98 to 1363 code for a protein of 421 amino acids. The transcript has 6 exons.
GAUAAGGGGCUUUUGAGCUUCGAAGGGUCCCCCAUCAAAUAUCAUUCUUAUGAGGCCAUCAAUCUCAAUCUCCCAAACAUGACUGGAGCUCCCGAAAAUGAGAGGCCUAGAUCAUCUCCCGACCUCUCUGACACACUCACGGCCUAACAACAUCUCCUUCCGCAGCCUACUUGCAAUCACAAUAACCUUUCUUGCCUCUCUCUGCAUGACAACAUUAAUUUUCACAACCUACAAAUCAGUCUUCACUCUCCCCGUCGUCUUCUCCGUAAACUACGACCACCACCUGCCCUUCACAGCCGCAUCUGUAGAAGAUCUAGGCUUCGUCAAUGAUCCCGUCUUCCAUGAUGGCGGGAUAUAUCACGAUGGAGGAGGUGGCGCUAGUCAGAACGGGUAUCAUGUUCAGAUUUUUGCGGACUCGGCUACGAAUUCGAGUGGGUUUAAUUUUGUGCAUAAUUCUGUUGCUUAUUUUGGAUAUAGAGAUCCUGACAAUCCGUUGAAUUUGUAUCAAUUUGGGCUGAAGGGCCCGGAGGGCAAGGCGGUGUUUAGUGGCAUUGUUCCUGUUGGGCCUGAAGGUAAUGAAACGGAUGUUGGUCCAAUUUUUGCUGUUUGGAUGCUAAGUGGGAUGACACCAAUGCCUGAUGGACAAACCAUUCUUGGCGUCUUCCCCUGUUUGAAUGAAGGCAAUAGCACAGACUUCUAUAAUACGAUGGUGCAGAUGAACGUAACAGAUCCCAGUACAGUUAGCCCAGGAGAAAGUCCUCCGUUCAAAAGACUAGGCAAUGGACGGCUAUUCUAUGCCAAUGAAGUUUAUUACGGAACCUUCGCUUUAGAAGCAAAACCCGACGGCUACCUCUAUCUUUACGGCUCCGACGUAACAGGAAUCAAAGUAGCAAGAACCCCAAGCACGCAAUCAAGUAUCGCAGAUCGCAACCAGUACACCUACUACAACUCAGCUACUAAAACCUGGCAAAAAGACCCAUUGACUAAGGACGAAGAAGAGGGAAAUAUCAUCACGUGGAGCAGAGAGGGUCCGAAGGGAAAUGGGACAAGAGUCGGACCAAAUGUGGGAGAUGUUUGGUAUUCGAAUUAUCAUAAGACGACGGUGAUGCUAUGGAAUGAUGCGGGGAUCGAUGCGACGUUUUGGUUUAGCUAUGCAAAGACGGAUAAGGUGGAAGGGCUAUGGAGUGAACCUGUAGCGAUCUGGACACCACCAAUACCCCCGCAAUGUGCCUCCUUCCCCGAACUCAAUUUCAACUAUCAGGGUCAUGCGCAUCCAGGAUGGGAUCCAACAGGGAAGACGCUUUUGAUUAGUUACGCUAGUUGUGCUAAUUUUGUGAGCAUGGCGAGGAUCACUUGGGCCUAGUUUAGACGAAGAGAUUGGAAUAUGAUUAUAUAUUGGGAGAAUAGAUAGUCUGGGCGUAGGGUUUGUAGAAAUAUUGUAAUGUAAAGCUAAGUAAGGUUCGGACAUUUCUAGGUGUAGAC